CCGACCCAUCGAUUCGGAUUGCGCAGCUUGAGAACGAUGUACGUGAACUCCGCCAAAGCCUCCAGCGCGGCGGCCUGGUCGAAACGAGGGCGCCCGCGAUGCCGGCAUCGUCUCGGACCGAGCCAAACGAGGCGGCGGAGUGGAAGAGCGCUGCCGACCUCGCCAUCGGACUGGGUGUCCAAGUGCCGACCCGAUCUCUUGGCGAUGUUGAAAUAUCGGCCCACGACCUCUUGGAACUCAUCGACAUAUUCUUCUCUCGGUUUCAUCCUCAACUGCCCUUUCUCACAGGAAAAGAGCAGUUGAUCAGGGACUGCGUGGCUUGUCCACUGCUGUCCUGGGCAGUCGUGGCUGUCGCUGCUCGAGCAUCUCCAUCGCUGGAACCUAUCCGGCCCCGGCUUGUUUGGCCCAUUCGACGCCUGGCUUCCGAAUCCAUCCUUCAGCCAAGAUCGCUGCCCGUCAUCCAGGCUCUGUUGCUGCUCUGCCUCUGGCCGAUGCCCUAUGCAUCUUUGAUCGACGAUCCGUCAUGGAUGUUUUCGGGCAUAGCGACGCAAAAGGCCUUGCAAUUAGGUCUGUCCCGGCCGUUCGCUGCUCUCAUGCAGCAAACAAAGGGAGACGAAAAGGCGGCGCGGUCUCUGCGGUGCACCUGGAUCGCCUGCUUUAUCGUGGGUCAGAUGCUCAGUGACCGGUUCGGCAUCCCGUCCCUCGUUUCCCUUGAACCGUCGGUUCUCGCAGCACCCAUGCCCCCAGUCCUGCGAGCAGUCGCCGAAGCGGCGCGCAAGGACUCGAUAAUCUCUUCGCUGCUCGCCCAGCAGAAGCCGGGCAACGGGUUGCAGUCCUUUCUGCCCGUUCUCAAGGCGUCAGAGUCCCAGCUCGAGAGUUUGGACACCGAGUUCGGAGAGCAUGAGUCACCACUGCUUCAACGGCUCCUGUCUUCGAUCAAACUACGACUCUAUUCGUGCGCCCUGCUGCCCAAUGCUCAGGACCAGGAUGCCGGUGCCGGUGCCGAGAGCUCCUUGCACAUCAUGAGCUAUGCCACAAAGGCCUACACCAUUGCGAUGGCUGUUAUAAACAAGGCUCUUGAGGGCCAUGACGGCGAUACCUACAAGAUCGCGGCGACGGGAGGCGGCGAACACUCACCGCCACGCUGUGCCUUGUGGACGUUUAUCGAUCUGCAGUCCUUCAUCAUGGCCGUUUUCACCGUACUACACCUCGUCCGGACAUACCCAAACCUCUCUGGCCAGCAUGAGGUAUCUCGGAUCUCACAACAAACAUGUUCGAUGCUGCAUGCCUGCUCCGUCGUCGAGGGCGACCACUUCUACCGCGUGUGUGAGGUCAUCAGCUAUCUGGCCAGCAAGGGCCCCAAUACGGAGAGCAGCGAUGAGGAUACGGGAGCAGAAGAUGCCGUGCCGACUAUCCGGCCGAGUAUUGGCGUCGGUGUUGCCCAUAAAAUGAUAAAAGAGGCCAAAAAGAGAUACCGCAGCGGCAGGCGGUUUCCCGAGCAGUUCCCGAUGAUGGACUCUGACGGGACGGCGGUGGAGGCUGAGAGCGCAGCAGGCACAACCCCCAGCACCGACGACUGGCUCCAAUUUCCGCUCUCAAACCUUGUACCCCCGGCAUUUGAUAUGAUGACUUGGCCAUCCUGGGACAGCGGAGUGAUGUUUGGUGACAAUCUGGAUGCUCAGCUCCCGAUGGUCGAUAGCUCCACAGAACAUCCCCGAGCCCACCAAGGUCUUCAGUGACCAUGGCAUGCUUUGCUCAGCCAACGGGCUUAGGACCUGCAUGAGCGCAGGCCACGGACUGAGAGCGAACUGCUUUCCGCCUCUCCUCACUGUCUAUAAGGCGUCUAGUAUAUCUCCCCUUUAGGAAAGUUCGCGGUCUGGAGCUCGCGACGCGAGCUCCGAAAUGUGGAGUAAGGCCGGGUUUAA
Molecule: messenger RNA, 1925 nt
Organism: Thermothielavioides terrestris NRRL 8126
Lineage: Eukaryota; Fungi; Ascomycota; Sordariomycetes; Sordariales; Chaetomiaceae
Exons: 3
Coding region: 99-1739 (546 amino acids)
Biological process (GO): regulation of DNA-templated transcription; DNA-templated transcription
Cellular component (GO): nucleus
Molecular function (GO): transcription cis-regulatory region binding; DNA-binding transcription factor activity, RNA polymerase II-specific; zinc ion binding
Source: RefSeq, a predicted model, not a curated record